Microplitis mediator is the source of this 3967-nucleotide messenger RNA. RefSeq lists its product as uncharacterized. NCBI's taxonomy places the organism in Eukaryota, Metazoa, Arthropoda, Insecta, Hymenoptera, Braconidae. The transcript has a single exon. Gene Ontology annotation, cellular component: SCF ubiquitin ligase complex. The record is from RefSeq and is a predicted model, not a curated record. Bases 46 to 1626 code for a protein of 526 amino acids. Gene Ontology annotation, biological process: SCF-dependent proteasomal ubiquitin-dependent protein catabolic process.
CGCUUCAGUAAGUAAUAACCAGCAAGUAAUAAACAACCGUCAACAAUGCCUCAGAAAAAUAAAGUGCCUGUUUUACAAGAGCUUGCACUGAUUUCAAUUGGCAAAUACAUAACACUAAUAGGUAGUAAGAUGAUAAAACCAGUCUGCGAAAUAUCGCAAAAGAAUCCAGCACGUGGCGUAAAACUUCUCCGUAGCUUAGUCCAGACUCUUAAACAAAAUUUGAGCUCAAAUGUGCCUUGGCAUCUCUACACCCCGAUGUCAACUAAAAUUCUACAGUCAAUAAUGAUCCUAUUGAACGAAACUAAAAACACAUACAACGAUUACCAGCCGGUCAAUCUCUUCUUGUCCGAAAUAAAUGUCAUUGUCUCACUGAUAGAAGUGGUGAUGCAUCAGAACCUCCGAGUAAUUGAGUUUACAAUGUGGCCUAAAAUAAUGCGACACAUGUUGUACAGCAAUUUGCACAACCUCCGUGGCCUGGAAGUACUAGAUCUCGGAUCUGGUUCCGCUGGAUGGCGGACAUCGGACAUAGAAAAGUUGAUAAUAAACGGCGUCAGCUCAAUGCCCAACUUGACAUCUCUGACACUUUGUUUUGAUUGCACCGACAACAUUAUCACAGCUCUAGGCAACAAUUGUCAGAAGCUGCGUUGUCUUGAUGUAACAUCAUCUAGAUCAGUUACAGACCGCAGUAUCCAGGCAUUACUGAAGUGCCACCAGCUGCGCGAUGUCAAAUUAUUUCGUACCUCAAUCACGAUAACAGGUUACGCUGAUUUAUUACUUGGACUCCGCUGGCUUGAGAGCAUCGGCAGGUGCGAUGAUAUCGGAGACAUUUUAGAAAUAAUUUACGAGCGUGAAAGCAACAACAAGUGUUUGUUUUUAAAAUCAUUUGAAAGCCGGAAUAUGAUGACCGGUUAUUUGUAUUUAUUGAUCACGAUCUGUCCAUUUAUAACGAGUUUGUCAAUAAUGUGCAACGACGAGAUGGACAAUUUGUCAAUUCUGUCGGUACUUGAAUGUUUGACGGAACUAAAAUUGAUGUCUUGCAAUUUUUAUGCUGACGGUCUCGGUGUUCUGCUGGAGAUGACCCAGUCUAGGAUUGAGAGCCUGCAUUUGGAACACGUUGAUGAGAUUGAUCGAACUGCGCUGGUCUGCAUCAGUCAGUACUGUCCGCGGUUGAAGAGUUUGACGUUUUAUAACUGCGACUUUAUUGACACGAUGAUGAUCAACGGGGGAAUUAGGUAUGAUAACUUGAAGGUGAGGCCUUUCAAGUGUCUGGAGAGGAUCAAGUGCGUUGCCGAUUGCGCUAAAUCACAUUUAGAGUUUUUGCUGUCUCAUUGUACCGAUAUUAGAUUCAUCCAGCUGGGCUCGUCGACGGGAAUAGACGACACGACGAUGAAGAAGGUCUUUGGGUUUAACCGGAUGAGCAAGUUGGAAGAAUUGAAGAUUUUGUACAGCAGCGAUUUGUCUAUGAGAACUGUAAGGUUGCUUAUGAAGAAUUGUGAUAACUUGAGAAGACUGUCGGAGCUGGAAAGCUGGCAUGGAAUCACGGAAGAAGAGCUGAUUAAUUUUAGAAAUGAACUCAAGAUUCAAAAUAUUAAUUGUGAUACGAGUCCUACUUUAUCUUUUGCUUAGUUGUUUUUUUGGUUUUUAAUUAUUUUACUCAAGUGCUUUUGUUGGCUUUUAAUAGUCAGACAUUUUCAGAUUUUUACACGGUCAUAAAAUGGACAUGUUUACUUUUAUUUUUAUUUUUACAAAAUAUCUAUAGAGUAGAUAUCGAAUUUUUAAAUUUUUACGAACAAAAUCUAAGUUUGACCCUUCGUCCGUCGCGCUAUGAGCGCAGCGCCGCAAUUUUUGUUAAGAGAUUAUUUAAAAAGAAAAUUAAUUUCUGAGUCUUUUAAAAUUUUAUGAGUUUUUUUACUAUACUUUUUAGUAUCGAAUGAAUGAUAAUUAUUUUUUUUCGAUAUUUUAGAUGUUCAAAAAAUAAUUUUUCUUGUUGGAAAACCUGAAAAACGCGGCGAUUUGUUACUGACGCGGGUAAACUCGGACAUUAAAUUUGUUCGAAUUUUCUACGCAGUAUUGCCAGUUACUACCAGACUCAUUUCCAGCUCCUUUAAUUCAUCUCUUUCUUUAAUAUUUUUAUUUAAUACAAAAUUUGGAUUUUUGUAAACAAAUUCUAAAAAAAUCUUAAUACCGCCUGACUCUGCGGGCCAGCCCCAAAACUUCCCGCUGUUUUCGAGCUUAAGAGAGCUAGACAACAUUAUUACUUGUAAAUUUUUGAGCUCUUCGAAGUCAAAAAACUGUUAGACCGACAAAACACACAUUUCACUGAAAAAAAAUGAUUUUUCUCCAACGAUAUCUUUGGAACGAAUGAACCGAUUCAAACUUUCUUGGUGGCAAUCGAAAAAGCUUGCCAAUACUUAAAACUGAUUACAUUUUGGCGCGAAUCAAGUAAGUGAAUUAUGAGUUAUACGCAAAAAACCUAAAAAAAAAAAAAUUGUAAAUUACAUGACCAAUCGACUCCAAAAUCUAAUCGAUUUCAAGUGUUGGUGAGUCCUUUCGAUUGCCACCAAGAAUGUUCAAAUCGGUUGAUUCGUUCCAAAGAUAUCGUCGGACAAAAAAAGUUUACACACACACAUGCACGGAGAGAAAUUUAUGGUAACAAUUACAAUAUAUUAUGGGAAUGGUUCCCGUAACGCAUGGUAACCGGUUUUUUUGAAAUGUCGAUUAUAGGAACGGCACCCAUAUAUAUUAUGAUAAUCAUUGCUAUAAUAUUAUAGUAAUCGUUACCAUAACAUUAUGGUAAUCAUUACCGUAAUUUUGUAGUAACCAUUACCAUAUAUAUGGUAACCAUUACUAAAUAUUAUAGUAACUAUUACUAGAAUAUUAUAGUAAUCAUCACCAUAACAUUAUGGUAACCAUUACUAUAAUCAUAUGGUAAUAAUUUCCAUACAUUAUGGGAAUGAUUACCAUAAUAUAUGGGAAUAGUUACCAUAAUAUAUAGGGUUUACUCCCAUAUGAACAUAGGAACCGUUACAAUAUGGUUAUAGGAUUGGUUCCUAUUUGCUUCUGAGAACUAUUCCUAUGAGUAUGGUAGUCAUUACCAUAAUUCUUUCACAUGCGAUAUGGGAACUGUUACCAUAAUGAAGGGGAUGAUUCCCAUACUUAUGGGAACUUUUCCCAGAAAGUAUGGACCUAUAUCCCAUAAUUCCAAGUAAUUAUUACCAUAAUAGUAUGAGAUGAUAUUUCAUAAACGUACUGGGAACGGUUACCAUAAAUUUCUUUCCGUGAACACGCGAAAGUCUAUCCGGAAAUAGAAUAGCUUCCUAGGACCUCAAAACGUCGACAUCUGAUAGAAACUCGAUUUUCGAAAAUCAGACCGAAUCCAAUAACUUCCCUUUUUUUGAAAAUUUUCAAUUUUCAUAGCGGGAAGUUAAAAAAAUUACAAUUGUCUAGUCGUAAAAGCUUGUGUGGUUUUAAUUUUGAAAAAUCACCGCAAUAUUAAAUACAUGGCGGCAAAUCUCCGCGGUGUGACGAACGGAGGGAAAAAUUUCUACUGUUACAAAAAUUUAAAAUUCAAAUUGUCUAUUUUUUGGCGCGUAAAAAUCUAAAGAAUCAAACAUUCGAAUUCAAAGAGAAAACCCGUGCUAUAUUUAAAUAUUUUAAUUAAGUUAAUUUUAAUUGUCGAUAAUUAAAAAAAACGGAUUGUUUAAUUUAAAAUUUUAUUUAUUUAUGUUACUGUAAGUGAUUAUAUUUUAAUUAUAAAUAAUAAAUUAAUAAUAGGUGCCAUGACAAAUUCCAAUGAUGUGUAAUAGGUAAUUAGUUAAUAAUUAAGCAACUGAAUAAAGUGACUUAUAUUUUUGUAUUACCGAUGGAUUUUUUAUUGUAAAAAUAUGGACUGUGAUUUUUUUUAACGGCUCAAAACUUCCAUUUUUAAUACAUACGUAUUUAAAUAUAUGGCUUAUUUAUACUAUUU